UUUUUAAAAACAAACUUUCAUUAUCGUGAGAAUUGUCAUUUUGAUUACUUUCCUGUGGUUAUCUACAAAUUAUUUAUUACUAUUCUGUAUUUUAAUAAUUAUUCAAGUGAUUGUUAUGUUUCAUUAUCUCGCGUUAUAGAUUUUUCUCAAGAAAUAAUAUGUUGACUAGAUUAUUAGGACGGGGUAUACUUAAGCCGCCUUUUAUUGUCGAUCAUUUACUGGUUCGUCAUGCAAGUGCCGUCAUUUGCAAUAAUGGUAUUACUUUGUCAACCCAAGAAAGAAGGAAUUCAUUAACACGUUUAAAUCAAUUAUCAAAAAUUAAUGUACCAGUACGUUAUAGACGAUUUGAAAAUAAACAUGAUGGAAAAAAUGAUGAUGAUUCUAGUGAUGAUGCUUCUCAGAAUGUCAAAGUUAUUCACGACAUUAAUUCAACUCAAGAUAAUACAUCAGUAGCUACUAUUGAAGCCCCAGAUAGUGUGCCAUAUUUGCCAUUAAUAGCUAUACCAAAGCCUCCGUUAUAUCCAAGACUAUUUAGAAUAAUAGAGAUUAGCAAUCCUAAACUUAUCGCAUUAAUAAAAAGAAAAAAAGCAUUAAAUCAGCCAUUCAUUGGUCUAUUCAUGAGGAAAGAUACUACAACUACUGCUAACAUAAUAAGUGAUAUUAAUGAAGUGUAUGAUAUUGGGUCAUUAGGAAGAAUCAAUGAAAUGCGAGAAUUUGGAGAUAAAUUACAUAUGCUUGUUCAAAGUUUCAGAAGGAUUAAGCUGACUAAACCAUAUUUUGAAGAUCAAGAUAUAGAUAAAGUAACAAGUGAUGUCAAUCGUCGUCCAAAACGUCAAACACGUUCUAAAACUGUUACAAAUGCUCAAGAAUCAUCAGAUCCUGCUAAAGUACAACCUGAAGUUUUGAUGGUAGAAGUAGAAAAUAUUAAAGACCAACCUUAUGAGUCAACAAUGGAAGUUAAAGCACUUUCUCAAGAAAUUAUUAAAACUAUUCAAUCUAUAAUUAGUAUAAAUCCCAUAUACAGAGAAAUAUUGCACCCUAUGUUGCAACAUGGCAAUGUAGCAGAUGAUCCCUCAUAUCUAUCAGAUGUUGCUGCUGCUAUAACUGAAUGUGAAACUAAAGAAUAUCAAGAAAUUUUAGAAGAAACUGAUGUUCCUAAAAGACUUCUACUGUCUUUGAGCUGUUUAAAAAAACUUUUGGAACUCAGUGAAAUUCAAAUCAAAAUUAGUAAAGAAGUAGAUGAGAAAGUAAAACAACAACAUCGAAAAUUUAUUCUCCAAGAGCAAUUGAAAGUAAUAAAAAAAGAACUUGGUUUAGAAAAAGAUGAUAAAGACUCUAUUGUUGAAAAAUUUAGAGAACGAAUCAAAGACAAAAAUGUACCUGUUAAAGUUAUGGAGGUAAUUGAUGAAGAAUUAACCAAGCUAUCAUUUUUAGAACAUCAUUCAUCUGAGUUCAAUGUAACAAGAAAUUAUCUUGAUUGGCUUACUCAAUUACCUUGGGGUGCUUCAAGUGAUGAAAAUUUUGAUUUAGAAAGAGCAUCAAAAAUAUUGGAUCAAGAUCAUUAUGGAAUGGAUGAUGUAAAAAAACGCAUAUUAGAGUUUAUUGCUGUUAGUAAAUUAAAAGGAACAACACAUGGUAAAAUUCUUUGUUUCCAUGGACCUCCUGGUGUUGGUAAAACUAGUAUAGCUAAAUCUAUUGCAAGAGCUCUAAAUCGAGAAUACUUUAGAUUCAGUGUUGGAGGUAUGACUGAUGUAGCAGAAAUUAAAGGUCAUCGUAGAACUUAUGUUGGUGCUAUGCCAGGGAAAAUGAUUCAGUGCUUGAAAAAAACGUCUACAGAAAACCCUUUAGUACUAAUUGAUGAAGUUGAUAAAAUUGGAAGAGGACAUCAAGGUGAUCCAUCAUCAGCAUUAUUAGAAAUGCUUGACCCUGAACAAAAUGCCAACUUUUUGGAUCAUUAUUUAGAUGUAGCUGUAGACCUUUCUAAAGUAUUGUUUAUUUGUACUGCAAAUGUGAUAAAUACAAUUCCUGAACCUCUUCGUGAUAGAAUGGAACUAAUAGAUGUAUCAGGAUAUGUAGCUGAAGAAAAAAUGGCAAUAGCCAAACAAUACUUAAUACCCCAAGGUCUAAAAGCUACGGGGUUAACUGAAAAUCAAGUAGAAAUUGUUGAUGAAAGUUUGACAACUUUAAUUAAAUCUUACUGUCGUGAAAGUGGUGUUCGAAAUCUUCAAAAACAUAUUGAAAAAAUAUUACGAAAAGUAGCAUUAAAAAUAGUUAAAGGUGAAGAUGAAAAAGUUACCUUAACAAAAGAUAAGUUAUAUGACUUUGUGGGUAAUCCUGUUUUUACUAAAAAUAGAAUGUAUGAAAUUCCUGAGCCUGGUGUUGUAAUGGGAUUAGCUUGGACUGCCAUGGGAGGUACUAUGAUGUAUGUGGAGACAGAAUGGACAAAAGAUCCAAAAAGUGUAACUGAAAAAGAUAAAGCAAUUGGCUCUAUCAUGUUAACUGGUCGCUUAGGCGAAACUAUGCAAGAAUCUGCUAAAACUGCUUAUACUGUAGCAAGAAAAAUUUUAAAUGAAAUUGAUCCAGAAAAUGUAACCCUGUUAACGGGUAAUGUGCAUUUACAUGUUCCUGAGGGUGCUACACCUAAAGAUGGACCAAGUGCUGGAUGUACUAUUGUUACUGCACUACUAUCACUAGCCUUAAACAAACCUAUUCAUAAAAAUAUUGCCAUGACUGGUGAAAUAUCAUUGAAAGGAAAAAUUAUGCCAGUUGGUGGAAUAAAAGAAAAAACUAUUGCUGCAAAAAGAGAAAAUAUUGGUUGUUUGAUACUUCCUGAAGAGAACAAAAAAGAUUAUGAUGAAUUACCAAAAUAUAUAACAGAAGGGCUGGAUGUUCAUUUUGUUUCCUAUUAUAAGGAAAUAUAUAAUAUAGUGUUUAAAGACUGCUAAAAUGAUAUACCUUAUUGGCAUUUAUUUGUAAUAUUAGUAGUUUAUCUAUUUUAUUAAUAUUUGUGUAUAGAACUUAACACCUAUUCUGAUAUAUUAUUUUUUAUGUGAAUAUUCCAUUUUUGUUAUAUGCUGUUUUAAUAGAAGAGUAUAGUUAUUUAA
This is a messenger RNA of Daktulosphaira vitifoliae (grape phylloxera), 3104 nucleotides long. It is a transcript of the gene Lon, whose product is annotated as lon protease homolog, mitochondrial. Gene Ontology annotation, biological process: mitochondrion organization; chaperone-mediated protein complex assembly; protein quality control for misfolded or incompletely synthesized proteins. The coding region runs from base 159 to 2945 and encodes 928 amino acids. NCBI's taxonomy places the organism in Eukaryota, Metazoa, Arthropoda, Insecta, Hemiptera, Phylloxeridae. Gene Ontology annotation, cellular component: mitochondrial matrix. The transcript is spliced from 15 exons. Gene Ontology annotation, molecular function: ATP hydrolysis activity; single-stranded DNA binding; ATP binding. The record is from RefSeq and is a predicted model, not a curated record.